Messenger RNA from Mizuhopecten yessoensis (Yesso scallop), 2375 nucleotides. RefSeq lists its product as uncharacterized. NCBI's taxonomy places the organism in Eukaryota, Metazoa, Mollusca, Bivalvia, Pectinida, Pectinidae. The record is from RefSeq and is a predicted model, not a curated record. Gene Ontology annotation, molecular function: zinc ion binding; ubiquitin-protein transferase activity. Gene Ontology annotation, biological process: positive regulation of DNA-templated transcription. Gene Ontology annotation, cellular component: chromatin; nucleoplasm. The transcript has a single exon. Bases 61 to 1710 code for a protein of 549 amino acids.
GUAACAAGGUAUUGUCAGUAAGAGAAGGUCUGUUAUGUAAGGAGGUAAUAGUUAAAGAAAAUGGCAAGUAAGUUAUCCAGCCGCUGUGCCAAGGUAGAUGUGCCAGACACUUGUGCGUUUUGUGAAAGCAUACAGGACAUUGACUGGUACUGUAAUGACUGUCAGGAGGCUUUGUGUAGCAAAUGUAAGGACGGUCAUUUACGUUGUAAGAAGACGAGGAAUGAUGAAGUCGUACCAAUAAGGGAGGCGAACAAACUCGGGGAAGCCGUACUCCCAGAGGUAUGUAAGACACAUCGAGGUAAGGCAUGUGACCUGUACUGUAGUGACUGUAACAUCGUAAUGUGUGCGAUGUGUUUUACCGAGAAACAUAAACAACACACUUUCAAAAAUAUUGAAGAGGAAAUCGGCUCGCAAAAACAGUACAUGCGAGAUCAAUUAAAAAUACUCAAGACAAAAUUAUACCAUUUUGAUCAUGAUCUAUCAAAACGUCAAGGUGUGAGCAAAUCAUUCAAAGACAGUGUAGAUGCCGUCCGAGAAACUGUACAAACCCAGAGACUGAAACUUAAAGCAGAGGUUGAUUCCAUAGCCGACACAAUCUUGGUCGAGUUAUCGUCCCUGAUUGAAGAAGAAGAAAAAUCUCACAAUCAGUACUGUCAAUCUCACGAAAGAAAAAUCGAAGACAUAAACCAACUGAUCAGAGAUGUAGAACAGAACACAGAACAGAUGUCCUGUACAUCCUUGUUUGAGCUGACAGGGAGACUGAGAACCACCAUACCACUGUAUAAUGUUGCUACAAAGAGCGUGUUACCUCGCCCUCCUCACUUCGUGGCUGGAAAAUUUGACCAGUACAAGUUGAAGAAUAUGGUUGGGUAUAUUCAGGUUGGUGGACUGAAGAAAGAAGUUGACAGUAAAAAGAUUCAUCAGAUUUCCACAUUCCGAGUACCGCGAAUGCAACAAAUCAACUCAAUAUGUCCUAUUGACGACUAUAACGCAUGGAUGUCAGUAAAUGCAUCUAAAGAAUUGUUUAAAGUCAACAAAUUCGGCAAAGUCAUAGAGUCUGUCAAACUUGACUUUACCCCUUGGUGUCUGACAGUAACUAGCACAGAAGAACUACUGAUCACGUGUAAUGGUGGUUCACCACUGAUACACAAACUAUCUAAGGACAGACACGUGGCAAUAUUUACUGACAUCAGUCCGUUAAUGGCAUUGAGUAUCAGUGUCAGCGACAAUGAUGAGGUGUUCGUUACUACUGACACUACAACAAUACAGGUACUGAACAUGUCCGGGGAGAGGAUCAGACAACUCUCGUGUAGAGGUGAUGGGCGGAGUAUUGUAUGUAUGACAACAGGAGAUAUAGCUAUCACCACUGGCACGAGUAUGUAUCAUUGCAAUAACGUUUAUCACUGUAAAGAAAUGAUUGUCAUCAACAAAACUGAUCAGGUCAUACAAAAUUGGAGUGGGGAACUGGACAUUGGUCCGAAGUUAGAAAAGACGAGGCAGUGUGAUAUAGCUCGUGAUAGAUAUGACAGAGUGUUUGUACCAGACUACAACACUAACCAGGUAUACGUCUUCUCGGGGAAUGAGAGAAAGGCCAAGUGUCUCCUUGACAAGAAACAUGGAGUAAUACAUCCGCUGGCUGUGUGUGUAGACAGAUGUGGACAUGUGUGGAUCGGCUGUAACAAUGGUACAGUACAUGUGAUGCAACUAUAAACAAGUAAGAGGAAUAAAACAGAUAACAUAACAGUAUAGUGCCGCAAAUUAGCUUUUCACUUUUUUUCCCACAAACUUUCAGUGUAGACAUAUUUGAAUAUGAUGUUUCAUUUGUUUUGUAUUAGGUUAGUUUGAGCCAUUGACUUGCAUGAUCGGCUCUAAACAUUUGUAUUUGUUACGUCUAUGAUUUGUAUUUUUCCAUGUGGCGUCAUGGUAUUGUUUCUUUUGACAUUAUAUCUAAGGUUGAUAGAAGAAUCACGAAAUAGACAUUCUGUGUAAUGAGGAAGGAAAGGUUUCCCGGUCACCUGAUCCGUCAAUUCAGCACUGAACAGCUAUACUACUAGCGAGUGUAAGAACAUUUCUACAAAAGGGACAUAACUCCUGUUAACUCCCGACCUUAAAUUUGUUCAAUGCCACUGACAAGAGAAGGUAUUCAUUUGUCAACUCAUGACAUGUUCGUAACGGUGUUAUAUUGAUAGAGUGUUGUUUUGUAAUUGAAUGAUGAUAUCAUUUAUAUUUCAAUAGCAAAGAAGCAACUGGAUGCUUAUCAUAUCUAUUUAAAAAAAGUAUUAUUAAAUGUGAUUCAUAAACAGUACUUGCUUCACAAAUCGAAUUCAAUUAAAGGGACAUCACGUGAAGAGCCAUUUUUUUAAUGAAUGUAUGUA